This is a messenger RNA of Lachancea nothofagi CBS 11611, 1350 nucleotides long. The record is from the annotation of a GenBank genome assembly. Lineage: Eukaryota; Fungi; Ascomycota; Saccharomycetes; Saccharomycetales; Saccharomycetaceae.
AUGUCAUUUAGGAAAAGAAGUGAAGUCCUUGGUAAUCCUAACGUUCCAAGAAUCCAGACACGGGCUCCGCUUCCCGAGAGAGGCAUGCCUCCACAAAGAAAUCCUUUGCGCAAUGACAUCCGCAAUGUAACAAGUCGAAUUGGUGGCUUGUCAAUGCGAGAUGAACCCGAACCAGCCUUAGCAACUCCCAAAAGUUCUCAAAUCGAUGCAUCACACCCAGGGAUACGACCAUCUCCAGCGACAUCACAACCAACUGCAGCUACGGGUUGUCACGAUCUGGAUAAGCUCUUGAGCCAUAUGGGACUUCCUUUGGGUCAACUGCUCCUUGUGCAAGAACAAAGUGCUACGGAUUUUAGCUCUGUCAUCGUCAAAACCUUCGCAGCGCAAGGAAUUGUACAUAACAGAAUAGAGGGUUCUAAUGCGUUUACCAAGGGCAACACGCACCUUGUGGUAUUAACAUUGAACCAGUCUUUCGCUAAAGAAUUGCCGGGCGUUUAUCAGGGUUCAAGAAAGGACGUUAAACGGACCAAAGUCUCUACAGCUGAAUCAGAAGUUACAGUACAAAACACGCUAGAGUCAGUCGCGUUGAAGCAAUCGGUUGCCCCGAAAGAUUUGAAAAUCGCCUGGAGAUACGGUUUGAAAGACGGCUCUAAAAGUAAAGGCAACCAAAAACAAAAUUCAGAUCUUGAUACUUUCCCUAACUACUCGCAUACCUUUGAUAUUACGUCGCGCUUGGUACCUGCGCCCACGUCAGCUGAAUUAACUCUGAUAUCUCCAGUCCAAACUUUGUCCAUGGUCUUAGCGCAAUUGAAAGCAGUAUUCAAAAAACACGAAAGGAAAGUCAUUCGUGUUGUGAUACCAAACUUAUUACAUCCGGCCAUGUAUCCUCCAAAAUACUCCCAGUUAUCGGAAUUGUUACCUCUGCUGCACGGGAUAAGAUCAAUAAUCAAGGAAAACGGCGACCGCGCUGUGCUAUUGAGCACCCUGUCUUCAGAUCUCUACUCCAACAGUGGAUGCCAGGUGCUUCCAAUGGUCGAGAAUAUGUUCGACUCUGUAAUAAGCCUAGAGCCGUUUCCCCAAGAAAUGUCACAAUUUCUGGAACGUGUCUACAAAUCACAACCCAAUAAGAUUCAACACGGACUGGUACAUGUUUUUAAGCUUCCACUGCUUAGUGACAGGGGUGAAAUGCAUGUCAUGAGAUCUGAAUACGCCUUUAGAAACGGUAAAAAGAAGUUCGAGAUUGAGCCUUGGGGUAUUCCAGUUGAUGACUCAGAGACAUCUGAGUCUAAUAGCACUGCCGAUCCGCCCUCUGGGCAACAAGGACAGACGAGCGUAUCUAUAGACUUCUAA